AUGGAGGAAAAUUGUCAAACCUUGAAUCAUUUAUUGAAAAACAACAACAACAACGACGACAACAGUACUGUCUCAACCACCGCCAUCCCAAUCAUUAACAAAUAUGUAGUAUCAGAGAAUGAAGACAAAGACAACAAUUGUUACAAUGAAAUCAAAGAAAUCAACAAAAUCAACAAUAACAAUCAAACAAAGAUGUUGCUGGAUUAUAUUGGCAAAGCGGACUGUAAUGAUGUUGGAGAUAAAAGAGAAUUGGUAGAAUACUUGGUGAUGGUUCAUCGCUCUCGUGCUUGGAUUCCUCAAUCGUCAAUGAUGAUUCAUCAAACGGAUGAAAUCAACCAUUGGUCCUCUUCGUCCAUUCUAGGAAAGAGAAAACAAUUCGAAGAGACAGUAAAUCUAGAUGAAAAUCAAGAGAUACAAGAAGAGGAGAAAGAAAUUGUCAACUUUGGUGAAUUGUUGUACACGGAAUUUGACGACGUCGAGGUUGAAGAUGAAGGAGAAGAAUGUUACGAGGAAGGUGAAGAAGAAGAAGAAAAAGAAAAAGAAGAAGAAGAAGAAGAUGAUGAUGAUGAAGAUGAAUUCUCGUUUGAGAUUGAGUAUUUACCAGCAACAAUUCAAAGCAAUAUGUUGGCUACCGAUAUAAGAUUCACUCGAAUCGAUGGAAAGGAAGAUGACGAGCCAAUAAUCUUUAAAAACAAGCAACAACUUCAAGAAUUUGUGUGUCACCAGGAACUACGAACGUUUCUCAUUAGAUCACAGAGAAUCAUAUCUGACAGGUUGGUUGGUACAGAUAAUAAGAAAUUUCGGUUGCAUCUUGGAUCUGUCUCACCUUCAAGUGUUGACGAAUUUUUAAUGGGUCAUAACCCUGACAGGAUAGCGAAAACCACCAUGAAAUAUUACAUUUCCAAGAAUAAGUAUUUGCCACCUUUAAAUACAGCUCACUAUCAAAUGACAUUUGAUUUACAAAAGGAAAAGGACAGCAAAGGAAAAGAGAUCAUCCACAAGUAUACGCAUCAAUACACCAAGGCUGUAUUUAGAUCAUUUAUACAAAUAGAACAAGUUGUGGUCGAUCUUGAAAUUUUUGAAUCGUUUGGUAACGAUUGCUACUUCGUUUGGGUCGAGAGAGUAGUUGCGAUCGUCAAAGUCGAAUUGCACAUUCAGGUGGUGGCACCAUGUGCGAUGGAAGAGUAUAGCAACAGCAUUGACAUAGCGUCUGUGAUGUGUUCUCUGCUUGGUGAAGUUGAGAGCGUGGACAUUCCACUGCACUAUGUUGUCGGUCCAGUCGAGAAUCAACUUGCUAAACAGUGGGUUCGUGGUUGGGAAAAUCCAGGUGGUAUUGUUACUUUGUUGCCAAACGGAGCUUUCGUAACAACAACUUAA
This is a messenger RNA of Cavenderia fasciculata, 1377 nucleotides long. RefSeq lists its product as uncharacterized. NCBI's taxonomy places the organism in Eukaryota, Evosea, Eumycetozoa, Acytosteliales, Cavenderiaceae. The record is from RefSeq and is a predicted model, not a curated record. Bases 1 to 1377 code for a protein of 458 amino acids. The transcript is spliced from 6 exons.